GUAGCCGCGCGGCGGGACCUCGAGGUAGCGCGCGGUUCCUCCGUCCUCGGCCAGGCGUCUCCUACCGCCACCCCCGCUUCCCGGCUCCGGAGGCGGGCCUCGCUCUCCCUGGUCCCAAGACCCAGAUCCCGGAGGCCGAAACCGGCGGGGACCGGAAGUGUGCGCGGCGGGGCGGGACCCCGGCGCCCGACGCCGGAAGUAGCGUUUGCUGAGAGACGGGACUCCUCAGGCUUCCCUAUGGCGGCCAUCCCCCCCGACUCCUGGCAGCCGCCCAACGUGUACCUGGAGACCAGCAUGGGGAUCGUUGUGCUGGAGCUGUACUGGAAACAUGCGCCAAAGACCUGCAAGAACUUCGCAGAGUUGGCUCGCCGGGGUUACUACAAUGGCACCAAAUUUCACCGAAUCAUCAAAGACUUCAUGAUCCAAGGAGGUGACCCAACAGGGACAGGUCGAGGUGGUGCGUCCAUCUAUGGUAAGCAGUUUGAAGACGAGCUUCAUCCGGAUUUGAAAUUCACAGGAGCUGGAAUUCUCGCAAUGGCCAACGCAGGACCUGACACCAAUGGCAGCCAAUUCUUUGUGACCCUAGCUCCCACCCAGUGGCUUGAUGGCAAACACACCAUCUUUGGCCGAGUGUGCCAAGGUAUAGGAAUGGUGAAUCGAGUAGGAAUGGUGGAAACAAACUCCCAGGACCGCCCAGUGGACGAUGUAAAGAUCAUUAAGGCGUACCCUUCUGGAUAGAUUUGCUGCUUCCCCGGUCCCUGACCUUCUGAGGUGGCCCCAGCAAAUCAGCUUCCAGAUGACUGAGAAUACACAUAACUCAAAACUUCAUUUUGGGGGGCUGGAGCGAUAGCAUGGCGGAUAGGGCGUUUGCCUUGCAUGAGGCCAACCCAGGUUCGAUUCCCAGCAUCCCAUAUGGUCCCCUGAGCACCGCUAGGAGUAAUUCCUGAGUGCAGAGCCAGGAAUGACCCCUGUGCGUCGCCAGGUGUGACCCAAAAAGGAAAAAAACACAAACAAGACACUUCAUUUUGGCCUUGCAGUCAUCGUGCUAAGGAGCCCUGGGGUCUCAGGUGAGUUAGGGACAGAAGUAUGUUUCAGUUCAGCGAGAUGCCCCUUCUCUUCCCCCAUGCUCAGCAUGAUUUCCCGUGCCCCACAGAAGUGCUCACAUACGAACAUUCACAGCUGACUGCUCCUGGCCAGUGGCCCUCUCUGCUCCUGUGCAUGUCUGCUCUGGUACCUGUGGAAUGCGGUGAAGCAGGCUGUGGUUGUGCACAGUGCCCAGCCAAACUUUCUGGCCAGCCAAACUGAGUCUUUGAUGGCUGACAGCCUCAGAAUUCCAAUCCAAGUAGUGUCUGUCAGGCUUCCUAACUCUGGCACACCCUGCUUCGGUCUCCCUCGUUCGUUCUUCCAGAGAACGUACGCAUCUCUCUCCAAACCAGAGCAUCCACACUGCUGUUUCUGACACUUAGACAGCCCACGCAGAGCCAUGUUGAAUUUUUGCCAAAUGGGAACUGCAUCCAACAAUCAAGUUUCUGAGAAGGUGUCAAGUGAGGAAUGAUAAUGUGUAAUAAUCGAGAAGUGAAUUUAUUAAAAGGGAGCAGAAGCAUUGGCCAUUUUUUUCCCUUCAGGAAGGAGUAGAAAUCUGUAGUAAGCAUAAAGACAGACUGAAUUUCUGUAUUUUCUUAAAGGAGAAACACCACUUUGAAAAGAAAAAAUAAAAUUUUUUUUAUGUAAGACUUAAAACAUAGGAGGUUUUAUAUGUUGAGUUGCUUUGGGUUGUGUGUGUGUGUGUGUGUGUGUGUUUUAAUAUUUGUGAUUUUUGGAGGAUUGAUAAGUGAAAGGAAGUUACUAUCUGUGUAAAACAUAGGCACUUCCAAAAUAAAUACUCGUUGAUGGUCAGAAUCGUUGCUGUGAACUGAUUUCAAAUAUUGUGGUAGCAGGUUCUAACAGCAACUUUAACAUGUAGUAUUCAAGGAUCAUCUUCAGAAUUUUACACCAUUUUCUACCAUAGACUUCCUACAUUUAAGACUUGAAAGGUAGUAUUGAAAGAAGACACGGAUGAGGAGGAACCAUCUGUAGAGUAGCCAGGCAUAUGUGUGGAGAGGCCUGAACCAUCCUUGUACUUGCAAGGGAUACACCUUCUUGUCAUUCUGGGCCCUGGGAUAAUGUUAUUGUUUUGGGGAGGGGGUGGAGGAGUGGGGCAAACCCCAGAGAUGCUCAGGUGUUGCUCCUGGCUUUGCACAGUACCUAGAAGUGCUUGGGACCUAAUGGGAUGCCGGGAUUGAACUCUGGGUCAGCUGUGUGCAAGGCAAAAAUGCCUUACCUGCUGUACUAUUCCUCUGGCCCUUCAGGGCAAUGUAUUCUGGCUUUCUUAACCUGGUAGCUCCUCAGUUGAUGGAUUGUAGCCUUAACUUAGUGGUCCUUCUCACGGUACAUUUUGGAAAUGAUUUGCUUGAUAGACUAGCCAGACAACACUAUUUUCUAAGCUUUCCCCAUGUUCAGCCAUUCCCCGUUCUCCUUUUUUGCUCAGUAAACAGCAGAAAGAUCCUA
Molecule: messenger RNA, 2547 nt
Organism: Sorex araneus (European shrew)
Lineage: Eukaryota; Metazoa; Chordata; Mammalia; Eulipotyphla; Soricidae
Gene: PPIL1
Product: peptidylprolyl isomerase like 1
Exons: 4
Coding region: 238-738 (166 amino acids)
Biological process (GO): protein folding; protein peptidyl-prolyl isomerization
Cellular component (GO): catalytic step 2 spliceosome
Molecular function (GO): peptidyl-prolyl cis-trans isomerase activity
Source: RefSeq, a predicted model, not a curated record